AUGGCUGACUCGGACUACUCCUACGAUGGCGACGAGGUUUCCGGCGAAGAGUAUGUUGGCUCUCGAGCUAGCUCAAGCAGACCAGCACAGCCAGCAGCAGUGAGCGGGAGAAACCAUGCCGGCAAAGAGGCUGCGCCGAAGCCAGCGCGCAAAGCGUGGGAGACCGAGGACUCCCGAACAGUCGAGAAGACAAUGGCGCGCGGUAACGACGAUGAUAUAGGGCAGAGUGUGCAAGAGCGAGAGGAGGAGCGCAAGCGCAAGCGGCUACGGAAAGAUACAAAACCCUUCCAGAGAGGCAUAAUACGGCACGUAGUGCUGGUACUGGACCUGUCAGAGGCUAUGCUGGAGAAGGACAUGCGGCCGAACCGCUUCUAUACGAUGAUCAACUAUACGCAAGACUAUGUCCGCGAGUUCUUUGAGCAAAACCCAAUCUCCCAGAUGAGUGUCCUCGGCAUGCACGACGGCAUAUGCAUACGAGUCUCCGAGCUCUCAGGCAACCCCGCAGAGCACGCAGCGGCGAUCUUGGGAUUGCGCAGUAAGGAGACUGGCAAGGAGCCCAAGGGCGCACCUAGUCUGCAGAACGCCCUCGAACUCGCGCGUGCAACGCUAUAUCACACACCAAACCACGGUACAAGAGAGGUUAUCGUGGUCUUUGGCUCCCUCCUUUCUCUCGAUCCCGGCGACAUUCACCAGACCAUCAAAGCGUGCGUGCUCGACCGCAUAAGAGUAAGCGUGAUAGGCAUGGGUGCACGCCUCAAGAUUUGCCAGGAGAUAGUAACGCGGACAAACGCCGGGGAUGAAAGCGAAUACACGAUCGCAACCGACCAGGAAAUGCUUAAGGAGCUUCUCAUCGCAACGACCACACCGCCCGUCAUACGCUCAGACACCGCCUCCACCCCUCAGCAGUCCGAGAAAGGCGCAGCACUGAUGAUGAUGGGGUUCCCAUCUCGCGUUGUGGAAGACACACCCACAAUAUGCGCAUGCCACGGCAACCUCACACUGGGCGGCUACACAUGCUCCCGGUGCAGUGCAAAAGUAUGCUCACUCCCCGUGACAUGUCCCAGCUGCCAGCUCACCCUCCUCCUCUCAACGCAUCUGGCGCGCAGCUACCACCACCUGUUCCCUCUGCGCAAUUGGGCCACGGUCUCCUGGCAACGCGCCCGCGAAAAAGAUUCAAAAGACUGUGUGGCCUGCCUCACCACCUUCCCCAAGAUACUGUCGAAACAGGACAUGCUGAACGGGCAUGCAGAGGGGAAAACACAGGCAGAAGACGAAGAGAAUGGAGAGCAGCAUGCAAGCGAGAGCGCCAGAUAUGAGUGCCGGUCUUGCGAAAGCCACUUUUGCAUCGACUGCGAUGUGUUCUGCCAUAUGGUGCUGCAUAAUUGCCCCGGGUGUUUGAGUAGACUGGACCCAGGCGUGAUUGCUGAUGCGGAUGCGGAUGCGAAUGGAGAUGUGAUUAUGAGUGGGUAA
Molecule: messenger RNA, 1470 nt
Organism: Didymella exigua CBS 183.55
Lineage: Eukaryota; Fungi; Ascomycota; Dothideomycetes; Pleosporales; Didymellaceae
Product: TFIIH basal transcription factor complex p44 subunit
Exons: 2
Coding region: 1-1470 (489 amino acids)
Biological process (GO): DNA-templated transcription; regulation of transcription by RNA polymerase II; nucleotide-excision repair
Cellular component (GO): transcription factor TFIIH core complex; transcription factor TFIIH holo complex
Molecular function (GO): zinc ion binding
Source: RefSeq, a predicted model, not a curated record